Molecule: messenger RNA, 183 nt
Organism: Dentiscutata erythropus
Lineage: Eukaryota; Fungi; Glomeromycota; Glomeromycetes; Diversisporales; Gigasporaceae
Source: the annotation of a GenBank genome assembly
UUUCAACUAGUAAAGCAAGAUGAAUAUAUUGAGAAAAAAGAUAAAUAUGACUCAGAUAUUUAUAAUAAUAUAGAUGAUGACAAUUUAAUACAAGUUGACGAAAUAGAUAAUAAUUUAGAUCAAGAAUUUCAAGCUAUUAAUAUUGAAGAAAGAUUCAGUAAUACCAAAAGAAUUAAAAAAUGA